AUGAAGUCUGAUGGGUUAGGAGCAGCUGGAUACAAUGCUGCUGCCGGCAGGGUUACCUCUAACAAGGCUACAAAAACAAAUGUUUCCAAGGGAAAGGACAGCAGCAAAUUGGCUAAGGAUGCCAAACCCGCUGACAAGAACUUACCUGCAAAAACAAAGGCGACUGCAAAGGCACAGCCUGAAAACAAUGGCAGAGAAAAAGCAGAAGGCUCUGCUGGCAGCAGAGGUGAUACUCCCCCUUUGUCUGCAAACGGACCAAAAAAUGUGCCAAGUGGGAAAGGAAUCAAAGAUCAAGAUAGAAAAAUAAAUCUGGGUGCCAGGUCCAAAGCUCCUGCCAGCGUCUCUGCUGGUCAGAUUAAAUCAGCCAAGCCUGCAAAGACGUCUGUGGGAAAGGAGCCCCCUCUGGCACACAAAGAAACAAGCCCCCCCAGCAAGCCUGAACCCAUGAGUACAGGGGCAUGCUCACAGGCUGCUGGAAGUGGUGCCCAUCUCAGGAAGGAGAAGACAGCUGGGGAAGGAGACAACAGUGACAUAACAUCAGGGAGUGCUUCCCCGCAGAACAGCUCCAGCAGCCCAAGAGAUUCAACCACGGGUACAAGACCAAAGAUUUCUGUGAAGUCGGGCAGCAGGACCUCUGUCCAGAGGAUGGUUGAUUCAACUAAAACAAACGGUGUGGCAAGCAAAGCAACAGUGAAAGACAGCAGCAAAAUAAAACAACCAGCCCUUUCAAAUAAAACAGCAGAUGGGAACACUGCAUUGAAAACUGAGAGGAGAGUGAAGAGCACUCCAGCAGCUUCUGCGGAAAAUCAUGGACUAAAAACUGUGGCAGCAAGUGCAAGAAAGCCUGUCUCGCCGAGAAAAGAUGAGACCAAGCAAGCUACAAAAGUCUUGACGCCAAACAAAACACUUUGUGACGCUCCAUUGGAAUCUACAAAGAAAAAGACGUAUAAGCAGUCGAGUGCAGCAAGGACAGAGUUAAAAACCAACUCAAGACCAGCAAAGGUUGCUGCUGGAAGUUCAAAGCAUACCGUUGCUGGAAGCAAGAGUGUACCAAAGCAGAAAAGUACCUCUGAACAGCCAGCAUUAAAGCUGACAUCUAAAUCAUUAGGAUCGGAAAAACAAGCUCUUUGUGGUCUGAAGAAACCCGCAUCAAAAACCAAGGAAGCUUCUAAUGAAAAAAGUUGUACUUCAAAAAGUGCCGGGCCCAAGCAAAACACUCCCACAGCUGUCAAAGGUGAAACUUCAGGAGGCAGUCAAUUAGUGACAGCUGUCUGCACUGAGGAGCUCAACUGCUCUCAGCAAUCGGAAUCUACUGGUGGUGCACAACAGAAAAUGGAACAGUCCGUUGCAGCUUCAGCUUCAUGCCAGCAACCUGACAGAGUCAGAUUUCAUCAAAGCUUAGAAAACAGUGUGCAUAAUUCUGAACCACUAACGGAUAAGGAAGAUUUGUGUAUUCCCAGGAAGAGCAAAAAUGAACCAUCAGUAGCAUUAUUGCAUGACAAAGAGGAUUCCAACGAUUCAGCAUUUAAACGCACAAGGGACUCAAGCCAGAUAUGCUCAGUUUUAUCUAAGGAGAGUGUGAAUCUUGGUAGUCAGCUUCAGGGUAAACAUGCACCACAACCUUCACCUCCAGCAAAGUCAGAUACUGCUACAGCUCAUGAGACUGUCAAAAAGGAGGCUAUGGCAUCGGAUGAAACCAAAAACUUUGCAAAGGUAGUUUUAGAAGAUUUUACUGGUGCAUGUAAAAUCACCGAACAGUCAAGCACAGCUAUUAAUGUUAACCCUUCUACAACAGGGUGUGUAGUAUCAUCCAGGUUCUGUACCAGUCAAAUACAGCCAUUAUCGCUGAAUUCUCCCAAGGAUGUGGUUACUGUGGAAACCCCAGAGAGUCACGAGGACUCCGAAAUGCCUCAUGAAGACCCAUGGAAUACACUUCAUCAGAGAGGCAGCCCCGAGUCUGACACUGGGAGUGUCACCACCUCUUCCGAUGAUAUAAAACCCAUGUCUGAAGAUUAUGAUGCUGGAGGAUCCCAGGAUGACGACGGUUCCAACGAAAGAGGGAUUUCAAAAUGCAGCACAAUGUUGUGCCACGAUUUCCUUGGAAGAAGCAGCAGCGACACCAGCACACCGGAGGAGCUGAAGAUGUAUGAUACUGGCUUGAGAAUAGAGAUCAAACUUAAAGAUAAGAAGUCAUCGGCAGAACCCUUUCACAGACGCUCGAUGAAUAACGAUGACAAGGGCAGGAAGAGGACACAGGCGUGGGCUCACCAGGAGGAGGUACUCAUGGAGGACGAGGCCUGUGAAGAGGAGACGACCGCCAUAGUCAAGAAUGCUCCCGAGCAGCAGCUGUCCUCCUCGGAUGAAGAAACUGAGGACGAGAGAUCAGAGGCUGAAAUCCCAGAAGAAAUCCUUGCUCCGCCAGACCCUUCCCCUCACCACUUUCAAGGCUUCGUCAACCUGGCAUUUGAGGAUAUCGCUGAACAAGAGAAUGAGGUCCCGGAGUUACAGUCUGCUUCGAGUUUCAGGCGUUCUGUACUGCUGUCAGUGGAUGAAUGCGAGGAGAUGGGAUCCGAAGAGGGCGGAGGACAGACCCCACCUUGCCACCUUGCAGACUCCCUCACUCCUUCAGAAGUGUUUGAAGGGGCUGCUUGUGAUCGUUCUGAGCCACGGGGUAAAUCCUUCUACUCUAGAUACCCCCUGGAAUUGGAAGAAGGUUAUUUGGAUGGGGAUAAAGAGAAAGAUAAUGAACUAGUUAAAAAGGGCAACUGUCAGUCUGGCCCUAGUGAUAAUCCUCCUGGCGGUAAGCCACAGGUUGACAUUGAGAAAAGUGAAAGCACUGUCCCUCUUACUGAGAAUGAAACAGGAAAGCCCCCCAUCCUGAUAGAAGGUAAUAAACUGCAUGACACCCCCAGUGAUCCCCCAGCACCAGCAAGUGACGUUAGACCCCAAGAAAGACCUUGCCACUUGGAUCUACACCAGAUUGAGAAAUACCAUGAUAAUGGGCUGUGGAAAAACUCUACAGAAGCCCUGGACUGUAGGAAAACUGAGUUGCGUCUUAACUUGCAAGAACAACAUGUGAAAGGGAGUUCUUUGGUGUCAAGUGAACAGAAUGUUUCCACCUUACCAGCAGGAGACUUAGAUGAUUGUGACAGAAUGGAACAAACCUGCACUUCUGACUGCCGACCUUCAAAAUCCCUUUCUCCGAUAUUCGAGAUGGAUGUUGGGGAAGCCUUUGAACAAAGCGCAGCCAUGGAAACGUGCAUUGUGGACACACAAGGGGACGAAGACAAUCACUUUGCAGAAAGGGACUGGACGCUUCUUAGGCAGCUGCUUUCCGAUCACGACUCCAGUUUAGGUAUUAUAAACUCUGCUCCAGAGGACCUGAACCUUGCCCAGUAUCUCAUAACCCAGACACUUGUCCUCUCACGUGACAGUCUGAACUCUCAGUGUAAACUGCCUGUGGAUAAGGAUACCUUCAAGAAGUGGGCCGAACUAAUGUCCCCGUUGGAGGAGUCCACAGCCAGUAUUACAGUCACCAGUUUUUCACCAGAAGAUUCAGCCUCCCCCCAGGGAGAAUGGACAAUCGUCGAACUUGAAACGCAUCAUUAA
Polyodon spathula (Mississippi paddlefish) is the source of this 3609-nucleotide messenger RNA. Its product is annotated as AP2-interacting clathrin-endocytosis protein-like. Bases 1 to 3609 code for a protein of 1202 amino acids. NCBI's taxonomy places the organism in Eukaryota, Metazoa, Chordata, Actinopteri, Acipenseriformes, Polyodontidae. The record is from RefSeq and is a predicted model, not a curated record. The transcript has 5 exons.